This is a messenger RNA of Vicia villosa (hairy vetch), 1893 nucleotides long. RefSeq lists its product as uncharacterized. The coding region runs from base 1 to 1893 and encodes 630 amino acids. The transcript has a single exon. The record is from RefSeq and is a predicted model, not a curated record. Lineage: Eukaryota; Viridiplantae; Streptophyta; Magnoliopsida; Fabales; Fabaceae.
AUGGACACAGUUGCCCAGGUUGUUGCGAACCCCCCGCAAAGAAAUUCUGCUGAUAUCCGUGUCAAUGGUGAACCUGUGAACGGAGGACCUGGUGUAAUUCUUCCUGCUGCCAAUCAAGGUAAUCCUCGUGGGCCUCCUCAACCUACUCUUGAAGGACAACCUACACAGCAAAUCAGAAGGACCGCUGUUAUCCCCGUGUUGGAAGAGGACCGACACGAGGAUUUGUUUCCUGAAAGUGAGUGGGGACUACCACAUGAUGCUGGAAGGAUGUUCAGAGGUCUGGAGGAAAGGAUGAGGGCCAUGGAAGGCCAAGGACUGGGGAUGGAUAUCAGUGACUUGGGUUUAGUUCCUGGCGUCCGUGUGCCAUCGAAGUUCAAGGUAUCUGAUUUUGAGAAAUACAAGGGGAAUACUUGUCCUAAGACACAUGUCCGAGCUUACUAUCGCAAAAUGCAUGUGUACUCUGAGGAUGAAGGGUUGCUGAUGCAUUUCUUCCAAGAUAGCCUGACUGGGGCAUCCUUGGAAUGGUACAUGAGAUUGGAGAGGGCUAACAUCCGAAGUUGGAGGGACUUAGUUGAGGCCUUCAUAAAGCAAUAUCAGUAUAAUGUUGACAUGGCACCAAAUCGCACUCAGUUACAGAAUCUAGCCCAGAAAGCUAAUGAGUCCUUCAAAGAAUAUGCGCAGAAAUGGCGCGAGUUGGCUGCUAGAGUUCAACCACCUAUGCUGGAAAGAGAGGUGAUGGAUAUAUUCACCAAUACUCUAGAGGGUCAAUAUUACUCCGCCUGCUCUGCAUCCUCAAGCUUCGCCGAUUUGGUCAUGAUUGGUGAACGUAUUGAAAGUGGUAUUAAGGCUGGUAGAAUACAGAAUCCAACUGUUGCCAAUUCUUCCUCGGGGGCUGGUGGAAAGAAGCUAUACAAUGGAUUUGCCAAGAAAAGAGAGGGCGAGACUAGUGCUGCUUACUAUGGACAAGGCAAGGGACAUGCUUAUCAACAAGUAGCCGCUGUGACUAUACCAAAUGCACCUUUUCAGCAAUAUCAACAACGAGGGUAUAAUCCACGUCAAUAUCAACCAAAAACGCCUGAGAGGGUUUUUGAUCCGAUCCCGAUGACAUAUGCACAAGUAUUGCCAUACCUCCUCGAUUUGAAGUUAAUCCAAUUGAGGACUCUAGCCACUCUUGCUAAGUUGCUUGCUAAUUGGGAUGCCAAUGCAAGAUGUGAAUUCCACUCUGGGGCACCUGGACAUAGCAUUGAAAACUGUAAAGCGUUGAAGCAUCCGGUUCAAAAUCUUCUCGACUCCAAGGCCAUUGAGUUUACUCCUACUCAAGGACCUAAUGUUGUUCAGAAUCCUAUGCCUCCCCAUGGAGCUCACGCUGCAAAUGCCAUCGAGUUUGCUGAAGACACUCGCUUGGUCAAGGAUGUGAUCGAAUUGGGCUCUCUGUUGCCAUUAUUGAAGAAGGAGUUAUUGAGGAUGGGUCUAUACUCUAGUUGUGGAAAAUUCUGUACUGAUUGCAUGGCCGUUUCCUCAGUUUGUGAUAAGGUGAAAAAUGGGGUUCAACAAUUGAUAGAUAGUGGGUAUCUACAGUUUGAGCGUGUGCGACGUCCUGAAAAGGUUGAAAACGAAAUUAAUGUGGCAUCCAUUCCGUAUACUCCUGCCAAGAUUCCAAUUCCUGCCAGAGCACCUCCUCUGGUUAUUACAUUGCCUGUUCCCAUCCCGUAUACUAGUGAAAGAGCAAUCCCAUGGAAUUAUGGGGGAGAAGUGUUCUACCAAGGGGCCAAAUAUGAGAUUAAAAUGCCAGUUGAGAAAGAAGAUGUGGAUAAUGUUGUUGGCAUUGGAAGAAUGACAAGGAGUGGUCGUAUUUUCAAUCCUCCUCAAAAUACUCGCGAUGAUGGUACAUAA